Metopolophium dirhodum (rose-grain aphid) is the source of this 2097-nucleotide messenger RNA. RefSeq names its product fatty acyl-CoA reductase 1-like. Gene Ontology annotation, cellular component: peroxisome. The transcript has 9 exons. The record is from RefSeq and is a predicted model, not a curated record. The coding region runs from base 210 to 1724 and encodes 504 amino acids. Gene Ontology annotation, biological process: long-chain fatty-acyl-CoA metabolic process. NCBI's taxonomy places the organism in Eukaryota, Metazoa, Arthropoda, Insecta, Hemiptera, Aphididae. Gene Ontology annotation, molecular function: alcohol-forming very long-chain fatty acyl-CoA reductase (NADP+) activity.
UAUAAUAAUAUAAAAUAUUAUUUCGUUGCGUCGAACGUUAUUUUCUCUAUCAGAGCCGCAUAACCAUUUUUACACUGCGUUCAGACGGUAACGUCUUGUCCGCUGAAGUAUAAUUUGUCAACAAAUCGCCACUUCGUACGAUAAGUUUAUUUAUUUUGUUUUUUUUUUUUAUCCAAUUGUGUUUGUCGUUUAUCGCGCAAAAGAACAUAAUGAGUAUACAAGACUUCUUCAGAGGGCGUUAUGUCCUGGUAACCGGUGCUACCGGAUUUAUGGGCAAAGUUUUAAUCGAAAAACUAGUUCGGUCCUGUCCAGAUAUCGGUAAAAUCUGUCUUUUGGUGAGACAUAAAAAAGGAAAAGACACGGCUUCUAGAAUCAAAGAAAUUUUGGAUGCUAAAUUAUUCGACACUAUCAAACAACAAAAGCCGGGUCUCAUGGAAGAAAAACUGUUACCCGUGUUGGGUGACAUGACCGAACUGCGACUUGGGUUGUCGGACGAGGAGUACGGUUUUUUGGUGGAAAACGUUUCGGUCAUAUUCCACGUCGCUGCCAGUGUCCGUUUCGAUGAGCCGAUAAGGGAUGCGACGAUCAUGAACGUGAGAGGAACACGCGAAGUUGUGCAAUUGGCCAAGCAAAUGAAACAUUUAGAAGUAUUGCUGCACGUGUCGACUGCGUAUUGUAAUUGCAUCAGAGAAAAUGUCGAAGAAAAAGUCUACGAAUCACCAAUCGGUUGGCGAGAAGCAAUCUCGAUAGCGGAAAAUUUAGAUCCGACAUUGAGCAGUAUUUUAACAAAAAAGUUUUUAGGAUCGUUUCCAAACACAUACACGCUGACAAAAUUACUCGCCGAACAAAUAAUUAACGAAGAACGGAAUAACAUACCGGUGGUGAUAUUCAGACCAUCGAUCGUUAUAUCGUCGGUCAAUGACCCCAUCAAAGGAUGGAUAGAUAAUUUUAACGGACCGAUCGGACUCAUGAUGGCAUGCGGGAAAGGGAUCGUACGAGUGACGUACGGCGAUAAAUCGAUAGUUCCUGAUUACAUGGCCGUCGAUAUUUCCAUAAAAUCAAUGAUCGUAGCGGCUUGGCACAGAUCUAAAUCAAAUUGGUUGGAGAUGAAUGAUGCUAUUCCCGUUUACAACAGCGCAUCUGUAUCGAAAUCUGUAUCAAACGAAGAACUAUUAGAUUUGGGCAUGAAAACUCUUGAACAAUACCCAUUCGAUGAAAUGUUGUGGCGUCCAUCGAUUAAGUUUACGACCUGCUUUUACUACUAUUACAUCUCCACAAUUAUCGAGCAAGUCUUACCGGCGAUAUUUUUCGAUGCACUCUUGGACCUGAUUGGGAAACCGCACAAACGCUUAUUUCCUUUGCAACAAAAAAUCUAUGUUGUAACGAUGGCAUUGUCUUACUUUACCACAAAGUCUUGGAAAUUUGAAAACUCAAACUUUUUGGGAUUAAUUGAUAAGAUACCAGAUGACGACCGCAAAGAGUUUGACUAUGAUUUCAAAGAUGUAGACAUCACCGAGUUCAUAAAAAAUGCAACGAUCGGCUCUCAGAAGUAUCUGUUUAACGUCGACGAGUCAAAACUACCGUUUGCGAAAAAGCUAUUAAGCCGGUUUAUAUGGAUGGACAGAAUAUUAAAAGCAUUCGGUGCAACAACUUUGGUAUUCGUUUUAUUCUAUUUUAAUAUCAUACCAAGAGCAUUCUUCCCCAAUUUAUUUUGUUGUUUUUAAUUAAUUUAGCCGAAUUCUUGUUUUAAGAAUAAUUUACUUGUCGGGAAAAUUUGUUUUUCAUAUUUAUAUAAUAUAUAUGUGUGUGUAACUAUUCGGUAUGAUGAUUGUUCUUGUUUUUCGUUUCAAAAUAUUGUUACAAUAAUAAAUAGCCCUGAAUGUAAUAAUUUAGUGUUCACAAUAACUAUUUGAAAACCUCAUCAGGUCAACAUCAAAACGACAUAAAAUAACACGAUAAUUUAUACCAUAAAUAUAGUUGUUAACACUAAGAAUCAAUAUUAUAUUAGCUUGUAUUUUUUGCUUUUAUUUAUUUUAAUUUAUGUUAUAAUUAUUUAAAGUGAAAUAAAUAUACGUAUGGAGUAUCUACAUAUACCUA